Molecule: messenger RNA, 858 nt
Organism: Alternaria burnsii
Lineage: Eukaryota; Fungi; Ascomycota; Dothideomycetes; Pleosporales; Pleosporaceae
Exons: 1
Coding region: 1-858 (285 amino acids)
Molecular function (GO): hydrolase activity
Source: RefSeq, a predicted model, not a curated record
AUGACUCCUUCCAACCCUCUCAACGCAGAUUACGCAUGGCCACUAUGGGACAACGAACCGAUUGAAGACGCCUUUGAACUUGAUACCACUGGGGGCAUUGACAAAGCCGUCGCGAAGAGCGUUGCGCGACCAUGGCUUUUCGGCUUCAAGCCCACUAGUGCCUCUUCGAACGAUAAAGCUAUCCUGAUUCUGGGCGGAGGAGGAUAUGUCGAGCUUAUGGUCGGAAGAGAAGGCAUUCAGGUGGCGAGGUGGUUAGCAGGCUUAGGAUUUCACGCUUUCGUGCUGAUCCACCGCUUCCCCAAUAAGGAGACGAAGAGUCAGGCGCCGGUAGAUGAUGCAAGGCGGGCGUUGAGUCUGAUCGAAGAGAAGAACCUUGCGCGAGGAGGUCUGGCGAUAUGCGGUCUUUCUUCUGGCGGCCAUCUCGCUGCAUCCAUACUUGCGCAAUACCCCACAAGCUGGAUCAAUCCUGAUGCGAAGGGCGACCUACCAAAGGUCGAAUUUGCCAUUAUUGGCUACGCGCCAAUCUCCACGAAUGCGAAGGGUCGUCAAAUCAUUCCGAACAAGCCAGCCCUUGAGCCACGGGAGAAGCAGACGCUGUACGAUGAGAUGCAGCCAGAUGAGCUUUUGAGACAUCCCGCACCACCGACGUUCAUUGUGUAUGCUGGAAACGAUCCGGUUGUGCCUGUGAUCAAUGCAUACCGGCUUGCUGAAGCUAUGACAAAAGGUGGUGCGGCUGUUGAGCUUCACGUUUUCUCGGACGCGCCGCAUGGAUUUGCCCUGGACACUCCAGGAAUGCCGGUAAGCGAUUGGCCCGUUAUAUGUGAGAAAUGGAUGAAGCAGUGCGGGUUUCUUAUUUGA